This is a messenger RNA of Rhea pennata, 936 nucleotides long. Its product is annotated as olfactory receptor 14A16-like. Gene Ontology annotation, molecular function: odorant binding; olfactory receptor activity; G protein-coupled receptor activity. Gene Ontology annotation, biological process: G protein-coupled receptor signaling pathway. Gene Ontology annotation, cellular component: membrane. Lineage: Eukaryota; Metazoa; Chordata; Aves; Rheiformes; Rheidae. The record is from RefSeq and is a predicted model, not a curated record. Bases 1 to 936 code for a protein of 311 amino acids. The transcript has a single exon.
AUGUCCAACAGGAGCUCCCUCAGUGAGUUCCUCCUCCUGGCAUUUGCAGACACACAGGACCUGCAGCUCUUGCACUUCUCGCUCUUCCUGGGCAUCUACCUGGCUGCCCUCCUGGGCAAUGGAUUCAUCAUCACAGCUGUAGCCUGUGACCACCACCUCCACACCCCCAUGUACUUCUUCCUCCUGAACCUCUCCCUCCUCAACCUUGGCACCAUCUCCACCACUGUCCCCAAAUCCAUGGCGAAUUCCCUGUGGGACACCAGGGCCAUUUCCUACACAGGAUGUGUUGCACAAAUGUUUCUAUUUCUCUUCUUGUUAGGAGGAGAGUAUUGUCUUCUCACAGUCAUGGCUUAUGAGCGCUACGUUGUCAUCUGCACACCCCUACACUAUAGCACACUCAUGGACAGCAGAGCCUGUGUCAAAAUGGCAGCAGCUGCCUGGGCCAGUGGUUUUCUCCAUGCUCUCCUGCACACUGCCAACACAUUUUCCAUACCCCUCUGCCAAGGCAACACAGUGGACCAGUUCUUCUGUGAGAUUCCCCACAUCCUCAAGCUCUCCUGCUCAGAUGCCUACUUCAGGGAAAUUUGGCUUCUUAUGGUUAGUGCUUUUUUAUUCUUUGGGUGUUUCAUUUUCAUUGUGGUGUCCUACGUGCAGAUCUUCACUGUUAUGCUGAAGAUCCCCUCUGAGCAGGGCCGGCAUAAAGCCUUUUCCAUGUGCCUCCCUCAUCUGACCAUGGUCUCCCUAUUUGUCAGCACAGCAUUUUUUGCCUACCUGAAGCCCCCCUCCCUCUCUUCCCCAGCUCUGGACCUGGUGGUGGCUGUUCUGUAUUCGGUGCUGCCUCCAACACUGAAUCCCCUCAUUUACAGCAUGAGGAACAAGGAGCUCAAAGAUGUCCUGAGGAAACUGAUUCAGCGCAUCCUAGGUCAGCAGCAAUAA